AUGAUUAGAUUUAUCUGCCUGGUUCAUUCAGACGAUCAUCAAUCCGAAAAAUUAAAUUUGUUAUAUGAUCUAAAUAAUUUUCCAUUCAAUGAACAUUUACUUAAAAAUCAUCAUGCUUUUGCCAAUAAUCGUUAUGGUGAUUUAACAUUUUGUGAACAAAUUGAAGAUGAAUAUAAUAAUCAAGGUCAUGCAUUAUUUUUGGUUUAA
Molecule: messenger RNA, 207 nt
Organism: Rotaria sordida
Lineage: Eukaryota; Metazoa; Rotifera; Eurotatoria; Philodinida; Philodinidae
Source: the annotation of a GenBank genome assembly